This is a messenger RNA of Punctularia strigosozonata HHB-11173 SS5, 1407 nucleotides long. RefSeq lists its product as uncharacterized. The transcript is spliced from 6 exons. The record is from RefSeq and is a predicted model, not a curated record. NCBI's taxonomy places the organism in Eukaryota, Fungi, Basidiomycota, Agaricomycetes, Corticiales, Punctulariaceae. The coding region runs from base 1 to 1407 and encodes 468 amino acids.
AUGCCACCAUCACCUCGCAAAUCAGUCAAAUCCUUCCGGAAACUCUUUCACGGGAGCCAGCACAACACGCUCAGUCUCCGUGGUUUACCGUCAGAGAUAUGGAGCAACGUCGCCUUCUUUCUGGACCGUAGAUCCGUCAUCAACUUAGCACUUACAUGCCAGUUUGCGUACUACGCCUGCGAGCCAGCGCUCUAUCGUACUCUGACUAUUCUCCAUCCCGGCGACCCGAACUAUCAUGAAGACGAGCUCCUGGAACGCGGCCAUCUGGGCCAUGUCCGGCGGCUUCGGGUCAAACCUGAUGUCGUUCCGGAUAUGCAUAUUAGAGAACUCGCUAAGGUUCUUCCACUCAUCCCCGGGAUGCGCGACCUCGAACUGGAAGGAUCUGUUCAUAUAGACUCUCUCGGGGACCUAGAACACCUUUUGAACGACAGAAGGGAGAGGAUACGCUCCCUCAAACUCUCGGUGAAGACCACAUCUGACGCUGUGAUGAACUUCGCUAUCUUCAAACACCUUCGUGUGCUGGACUUGACAGCAUGUACUGGCAAUUCCUGGUUCCUCGACCCACUGCAGAACCUCCUGGAUCCACGAGAUACAGAAGUAGAGCCAAAUCUUCCUUCUGAUCUUUCCGACUCUUUGCCGCUCUUGACGUCAUUAUCGCUCACAGUCGGGCGACAGUUCUAUCGGCCUUUCUUGACCUCGUUCGCCCUCUGGAUCUGGGACUGUAAACUGUGCUGGGACCACGACGAACUGCACGCGCUUGAUUCCUUCUUGAAGGUUCACCGGCAACAGUUGACCGACAUUACCUUGCCAUGUUGGCAGCUCAAGUGCCCGUCUUGCGACUUUCCUCGAAAGGGGAUCACCGCUUGGCUCUCAUUGGCACCUGUUCGGCAGCUCGUGAUGGGCUACAGAUUCUCUCGCGAACUUGCUCUUUCUGGCGCUUCUCUGAUGAGCCUCGAGCAGUUGACUAUUCGUGCUGGCUGGGCAGGUGGUCCCUACUGCUGGGAGGUGAUGUCGGUGUGGCCGGACGCGCCGAGCCUCAAAAUGCUCACUGUCAGCAUCGAGGGCAGCGACGAACUCGAUUGGUUGGCAAUUUCCGAAGCAUAUCCUGCGUUGGAGUACCUUUGCGUAGACUGGACGCAUGCUAUAAGCAACUAUAAGGUCAAGCAGAGGAAGAUGCCCUUCUACUUCCCGAAGAUAUGCCCGAAGCUCAAGUGGGUGCGGAUCCAUGCCAAACGCCUGGCGGACGAACGUACAAAAGAUAUGCGAUGUACGGCGUUCGGCGCAAUCGGCGCCGUUCGGAUGACACGUGCAAGCCAGUUGGCACGGAAGCCGAACUGCGGCCGCUUGUUCCCCUUGUUCGAAGCUCCUGGGAUGAACGACUUGCAACCGAAAGAGAUGUCUUUCUGA